AUGACCGCAAGCGGCGUUACCAGCUCUGCGCCCACAUGUGUGGCUUCAACUCAACGAGGUGAUGAGGCGCGUGAUACAUCUUUAGAUAGCCAUAGCCAUGGUACCCCGAGCACCGCACGUUGCGCCGACAAAAGUGCUUUCGAGACAAAUUAUGUCAAAAGUGUAGACUGGACUCCCGAUGGCACCACCCUUCUAACGGAUUCUGCAGACCAUCAUAUAAGGACUUAUAUCCUGCCCCCUGAUCUUUUAGAAGAAAGACCCUCGCCGCAUCGGUUGUCUCCUUACUCUGUGCUACCUUCAGCGGAACCAACCUAUGCAGCUGCUAUUUAUCCUUAUUAUUCUCUUCAGGAUCCGUCUACUACACUUUUUUUAUCAUCGGUCCGAGAUCAUCCAAUUAGACUGGCCUCAACUCUGGCCCCUACGCUGUUGGCGACUUAUUCCUUGAUACACCCAACCACGGAAGCUUUUAUAACGCCGCAUUCAAUUAUCUAUCCACAAGCUCUCGGUGGAACGCAUUUCCUCACUGGGUCAGAUAGUCUUAUAUGUCUCUUUGAUGUUUCCCGGCCCGGUAGCGAUGGACCUGUUUCCUGGAUGCCUACUAUACCUAGUAAGCGUAAACAGACGGUGGGUGGGGGCGUUGGAAUGAAGGGUAUCAUUUCCGCUAUGGCCAUCAAUCCGACAGGAGAUGGCAUAUUAGCAGCUGGUACCUUCUCAAGGCAGGUGGGAUUAUAUGACUCAAACGGAACUGGACAGUCAUUAGGCACGUUUAGUAUUGCAAAGACCGAUGCUAGUCGUCGUAUUGGGGGCCGAGGUAUAACCCAGCUGCUCUGGAGUCCUUGUGGAAGAUACCUAUAUAUAGCUGAACGAAAGAGUGACGGUGUUAUGAUAUACGACAUCCGAGUAACCGGUCAAUUACUUGGCUGGUUAGAAGGCCGCAAGGCUAUCACUAACCAGCGGAUGAAGGUUGACAUUGUCUCUACCAAUCAAGGCACAUCGCAUGAGAUCUGGGCUGGAGGAACUGACGGUUUCAUGAGGGUAUGGCGUGACCCGACACAUACUACUGGUGGGCAGGAACCAGUAUGGGAAUGGAAAAUCCAUGAUGACUCAGUGAGCAGUACUGUUCUACAUCCAAUGGGCAAUGUUGUGGCUACGUGUGCUGGGCAAAGACACUAUUCAGGCGACGAUGACUCGUCUUCUAUAGAAGGGCUUGACAAUAGCGUGAAAGUAUGGUCUAUGCCAUUCCUGUAG
Molecule: messenger RNA, 1248 nt
Organism: Aspergillus bombycis
Lineage: Eukaryota; Fungi; Ascomycota; Eurotiomycetes; Eurotiales; Aspergillaceae
Exons: 4
Coding region: 1-1248 (415 amino acids)
Molecular function (GO): protein binding
Source: RefSeq, a predicted model, not a curated record